CGACAUUCUACAGUGUUCAACAUUUCGACAAACACACACCUCAACAACAGCAACAACAACAAUGCCAAUUCCAGAGUCGGACAUUUCGCAAGUUCAUGCGCGCGAGCAAAUCCGCCCUGCCCAAAAGCUCGGCGACACGCAGCUCCCCUCCAAUGAGGCCCUGCUCAGUGCCAUCGACACGGCCGAGCAGACCUUGGAGCAGCCCCAAGCCAAGCUGUCCAGCAAGGGACAAACCAUCGUCCAGCAUGCCAAGGAUCUGCUCGACACUACUGCGCGCGCGAUCGAGGAAAAGAACGAAGGAGAGAAGCUUCAACAUCUCGUUGCCGCUGGUCAGCAGCUCGAGACGCCUGAUGUGGCCGCCGAUGGCGGCAAGAUGGAACGCUCUGCCAAGAAAGGCAAGGCGGCAAUCAGCGCCCUCGCACGGAUGCUGGUCCGCUCGUCCGAGUUCCGCGGCUCCAUCACGUCCUUGAUGAGCAUUGCUCAAGACUGCUUCACCCUCGAGACGAGCCAGAACACUGUUUUCGCUUCCUUCCAACUGACCGAGGAGCAAAAGCAAGAGUUUGGCAACCGCUUGCAUGGCGUGCUCCAGCAACUCACCCGCAACGAAGAUUUCAAGACGGGCCUGCGCAACUUUGUGCAGCUCAUCCAAGACACUGCUGCAAACGCCAAGGAGGCCGCUCUUGACGUGAAGCGCCAGGCCGAAGAGAUUGACAAGGAGAUGGACGUCGAGUCGACUGCCAAGUCGUUUGUCGAGGAGUUUACUGGGAACAAGUCGAUUGAUCCCUUCCUCAACGCCGCGCGUCGUCUGAUUGCCAGGGUGGCCAACGACCAGAACAUCAAGAGCUGGCUGGACGAGUGGAAUGACAUGCUCGAGAAGGUGAUCGAGCGUCCCGAGGUCCUCGAGGAGGAGAACUGGAUUGACCAGGCCGGCGACCUCAUCGACCGCGGUCGCAGCCUUGCCUACAAGUACGAGUACGACCAGGACUGGAACAAGAUGUACGACGAAAUCAACGAGCUGCUGGACGCUCUCAAGAAUGACGAGGUGCUGAACGAGCUCGAGCUGCGCGGCAAGAUCCUCGCCAGCGACAUUGUCUACAUUGACAACAAGGACAACAUCCAUGUUGACUACGAGUCGCUGUCCGAGGUCCGCAAGAUUAUCAUCCCCAUCAUUCUGGACCAGCUGACGGCUGUGCCUGUGCCGCGUAUUGAGAUUUCCGAGACGGCGUACGACGCCAUGCUGGACAAUGUUGUCUUUUCGAUUCGCGACAUUGCUCCCGACCACGUCCACAUUUGUGCGAGCUCGGACACGGACAUUCGACUGGACGAUCUCGAGACGACGACCGAGUCCAAGAUUUCCCUCAAGAUGGAUGGCAUGCGCACCAGCCUCGAGAAUGUCAAGUUCUACCUCAACCACAAGACCUUCCCCAAGCUGGAGGACUGGGGCACUGUCGAUGCAGAGCUCGGCGGCGAGGGUGCCAAGCUCGAGAUUGUCCUCAACGUCGACUACAAGGAAAACCAGCCCGUCACCUUCCGCGGCAGCGACAUCAAGUUUGAUCUGUCCGAGCUGUCCCUCAAGUUCCGCGACGACGUGUCGCACCCGAUUCUCCUCAAGAUGUGGACCAUGGUCAUGCGGGAAAAGUUUACGCGCCGCACCGAGGCCCUUGUCAAGGAGCGCAUUACCGGCGUCGUCGACAACAUUACCACCCAGCUGAACGGCGUCAUGAAGGAGCUGUACCAGCGUGCUCGUGAGGCCAUCAACGAGCAGAAGGCCCAAGUCGAAAAGCAUGCGAAAGAGCUGCUCGACAAGGAUGACGGAUCGUCGUCGUCGUCCAAAUCGUCGUCCAAGUCCUCCAAGCACGGCAGACACGAGAAGUUUGACGCGAUUCCGAUCCAGUUUGGCUCGCAUCAGACCAAGGUGGGUGGCUUUGGCCAGUCCACUGAACCGCACGAGCACGAGUCUCGCCACCUGCCCUCCGACAUGCCAAGCAUGUUCUAAAUCAGUUGAAGGUCAAUAUGUACUUUGCAUGGGCCCGGGUGGUCUUGAAAAGGAACAACCCCAAAGCAGCCUCGAGAAACGAAAAGACACACGCAUACACGCAAACACACACACAAAAAAAAAACAAACAGCCAACAAAAGCUCAUCGAUUCAAAAGACCCACCUCUGCACUCAAAUGACAGCUCAUUGUGAAGAUCACGUGGUGAAUUGGAGUGUAAAUAAAUAGAUUGUACAAUGAAA
Molecule: messenger RNA, 2236 nt
Organism: Capsaspora owczarzaki ATCC 30864
Lineage: Eukaryota; Filasterea; Ministeriida; Capsasporidae
Exons: 3
Coding region: 62-1996 (644 amino acids)
Source: RefSeq, a predicted model, not a curated record